This is a messenger RNA of Ruditapes philippinarum (Manila clam), 2234 nucleotides long. RefSeq lists its product as uncharacterized. Lineage: Eukaryota; Metazoa; Mollusca; Bivalvia; Venerida; Veneridae. Bases 239 to 1570 code for a protein of 443 amino acids. The record is from RefSeq and is a predicted model, not a curated record. The transcript has 4 exons.
UUACGGAAAGAUACCAUCUCCAUUUUGACGACCUGAUCAAACAAGGACACGAAGAUACAACAGAAAAAUGGCUUUAAAAAUCUGUGAUGAACACAACGUACCGAUUUCUUACCACAUGGUUGUUGAGACUAAACAUUCCCCAGCUUUAUUGUGCUAAAUUUAUUUAUCAGACCCAGGACCAGUCUCGAUGUGUAGAUAGUUGCAGCCGUAGUUUUAAUCAUUCAGUUUAUCAUCCACCAUGUACAUUCAUUUGUUUGGUUUGAGGAAGAGAGUAAACGCAGAGUUUGUGUGUUGGUUUUCUCCUGGGAAGUUAUCAAAGGAUCCAUCAGUCAAGAUGCCUUUGGAACUGCCCACUUCGGAAAGUCUUCCGGUGACUUCUUCAGCACAGAUGGUCUCUGCUCAGCCGAAUACCAGUACUGGCAGUACAAGUGGCAGUAUAGUUAUCAGUAAAGAAAGCGUGUUAACUUCCAUGUGUGAUACUCUCCUGAAUCAUCCAUCAUCAACUCACACUGAUAUCUCAAAGACAAUAGAUUUGGUUGUUGUAUCUACUGGUGCUUGUACGCAAGCCGGACAAUUUUCAACAACAACAACCUCAUCACCAACAACAUAUAAACUGUGCGAGAUAGUGUCUCGUGAAAAAGAUGUGUUGUUUCAAAACAGUAACAGUUCAGAAGUGGAGCUUGAACCAGCUCGUGAAAAUGUUUACUCUGUGCGCCGUCGUAGUCGCCAAUUCUUCACAGUUACAGAAGAAGAAGAAAAUGAAUCAGACUCUGACAACCAUGCUUUAUCAGUUGACCAAGAAAAGACAGUUAAAAUUGACCCUAUAUUUAACCUAGGAGACAGUCUGAAGAGACUGUACUUUCCACAUCAUCAUCAUCAUCAUCAUCAUAAGGAACAUCCAAAGAGAGAAAGAAAGGUUAGGACUUUCAGCAAGAAGCGUCCUGGUAGUGCAGAAUCCCAUGGCUACGAGAGUGAUCCUGAGGGAAAGGUUGGACUUUUAGAUAUUGUGAAAAAUGAUCCCGGCAUGAAGGCGUAUAAUAGUCAUCCUGAACUGAACAUGACAGAAACGGUUGCUUUAGAUGAAUCUGUACAUGAAUUUAAGAGUAAAUCAUUACCUACAACACCUAGAGUAUCUCCAAAGUUACUGAGGAGAAACUCUUUAAAGAAUUCAGAAAAAAAAGAGGUACAGAAAACUGGACCUGGUUUCUCAUUCUUGGCUAGUGUUGCUGGAGAAUUGCAUAAAAGGAAAAAUCCUGAAAAACAGCUUGAGAAAGGUAUUAAGAAAGUGUCUCCAGGCUCGAGUUUAGGUCCAAGUUCAGGUACUGUUGCCGUUACAGAGACUUCUGAAUCAAAGCAGGUGGCCAAGUCACAAACAGGAACAAUUAUGGACAGUAAAGAACCAAGCAGAAGCAUGCAUACACACCAUGUGCAUGAUUUCUCGGAAUCAACAGGGAUUGAUUUAGAAUCUCAUGACCCAAUUUCACUUUCCUCUUUUGUGAAAUGGGGCACUACCAAGAAAAUUAAGAUCACUAAUAAAGAAAGUAAUAUGUUUUCACCAACUUCUUUUUGAUUACCGGUAUUAAAACUAUUGUCUUUUUACAAGAGCAUACCAUUGUGAUAAACAGUUUAAAAUAUUUUUUGUGAGAAAGUUAAGUUAAAUGAUUGGUAGUAUAUAUGUAAUAACAAAUCUCUAACAUGGUCUAGACAUUUUAGAAAAUUGUUUACAAAUGAAUCUUUAUACUUUACAAUUAUUUUAGUUACAAAGAAAAUAAUCAUUUGCUUUUUAAUGAUUAUGAAUCAAAUUUCUGAUCUCUGUAAUUUAGAAUUUCUCAUCAGAACUUGUGGAAUUUUUAAAUAUUGCCUUCAGAUUAACAUAUAUUUAAUAUUCAUAAGUGAUAUACAGAAAGUUUUAUAGACAAUGUCUCCACUCUAUACAAUAUCCAGUAUUUAAAUGAUAAGCUUUAAAUAUGUAUUCUCACAAAGCAUAUGUUGAAACUCAAAGUAUUAAUAUAAUAAAUAGAUUUACAUAUUGGUAGUGUUUCUAGUCGCAUCAGAAAUAGAGGGCAAAAAAUAGUUAAAGUAUUUUACUUUAAAACUUGACUGUUCAAAAAAUAGUAGGGCUUUCCUUCACACUGUAAAAUUUUGAUGCUGUACUAUUUGGUAAAGGAUUUGCAUGCAUCUUCAUUCACAUAUCAUUAACUGCUGAUUGACUUCAUAUGGAACUUGAAAUUACA